Molecule: messenger RNA, 2286 nt
Organism: Aedes albopictus (Asian tiger mosquito)
Lineage: Eukaryota; Metazoa; Arthropoda; Insecta; Diptera; Culicidae
Gene: Orco
Product: odorant receptor coreceptor
Exons: 9
Coding region: 601-2040 (479 amino acids)
Biological process (GO): sensory perception of smell; detection of chemical stimulus involved in sensory perception of smell
Cellular component (GO): plasma membrane
Molecular function (GO): olfactory receptor activity; odorant binding
Source: RefSeq, a predicted model, not a curated record
AACAGACCUUGUUUAGGGGCGCGUCGGCAAACGGUUUCGACACGUCCUGCUCGGAAGACGUGUUCUCCCGCGACGUGGUCUCGCUCGACGUGUGGCGGUUCCAGUUGUCCCAACAGAAGCGUUCCUAUCCCUCGCGUGGCGGUUUUUACUAUCGGGUUGGAGCAUUUUCCCCCCUGUGGUGUGACAGAUUGCAUCUUGGUGCAUGGGAGAAUAAAGUUCGAUGAUAGCGCGGAAAAUGUGAAAUCAAAGCGUUGCAGAAAAAAAAACGAAAACAGGUUUCUGCUUGAGUGAAUAAGAAAUCAUUUCUUCUGUGCUACGAUGGCAACGUCGUCGGAGUGAAAGAUUGUCGGAAAAUUCAUCCAAUAAACGACGACGACGGUUCAAUCGUGGGAGUGAGAUUGCAGAAAAUUGAAAAAUCUUAACUCUAAGAAUCGAUGGUGGAAGCAGUGGUGCAUGGAUUUUCAGUGCAAGUUGGAUAUCAUCUGAAGCUGUACGAAACGACAGAAGAAAGUUGCUCAAUCUUGUGAAAAUCAUUUUCUGUGGAAAGGAGUCCUGGUAACCUUAUAGUUUGGACUGUGGAAAGGAACUUGAACCAUCAAGAUGAACGUCCAGCCGACAAAGUACCAUGGCCUGGUCCUGGACCUGAUGCCGAACAUUCGGCUGAUGCAAGGAUUCGGUCACUUCCUGUUUCGCUACGUGAGUGGACCGGUUCUGAUUCGCAAGCUGUACUCCUGGUGGAAUCUGAUAAUGAUCCUGCUGCAGUACUUCGCCAUCAUGGGCAAUCUGGUGAUGAACACGGGCGACGUUAACGAGCUGACGGCCAACACCAUAACGACGCUGUUUUUCACCCAUUCGGUGACCAAGUUCAUCUACGUCGCCGUCAACUCGGAGCACUUUUACCGCACGCUGGGAAUCUGGAACCAACCGAAUAGUCAUUCGCUUUUCGCCGAAUCCGAUGCCCGGUACCAUUCGAUUGCGCUGGCCAAGAUGCGGAAACUGUUGGUCAUGGUAAUGGUGACGACGGUGCUGUCGGUUGUCGCAUGGAUCACGAUAACCUUCUUCGGUGAUAGUGUCAAAAACGUUUUCGAUAAGGAGACCAACGAAACGUACACGGUGGAAAUUCCCCGGCUGCCCAUCAAGGCGCUCUACCCGUGGGAUGCGAUGAGUGGUGUGCCUUACUUUUUCUCUUUCGUCUACCAGGCUUAUUUCCUGCUGUUUUCGAUGUGCCAGGCCAACCUCGCCGACGUGAUGUUCUGCUCCUGGUUGCUGUUCACUUGCGAACAGCUGCAACAUUUGAAGGGUAUAAUGCGCCCCUUGAUGGAGCUAUCCGCCUCGCUGGACACCUACCGUCCGAACUCGGCUGCCCUGUUCCGUGCGGCUUCCGCCGGAUCCAAAGCGGAGCUGAUUUUGAAUGAAGAAAAAGAUCCCGACACGAAGGACUUCGAUCUGAAUGGAAUCUACAAUUCGAAGGCGGAUUGGGGUGCCCAAUUUAGGGCACCUUCCACUUUGCAAACGUUUAACGACAACAACGGUAUGAAUGGAAAUCCGAACGGGCUAACUAAGAAGCAGGAACUGAUGGUUCGCAGUGCGAUCAAGUACUGGGUCGAGAGGCAUAAGCACGUUGUUCGCCUGGUGUCGGCCAUCGGUGAAACCUACGGUGCUGCCCUGUUGCUUCACAUGUUGACCUCGACCAUCAAGCUGACCCUGCUGGCCUACCAGGCGACCAAAAUCGAUGCACUCAACGUGUACGGACUGACCGUGAUCGGCUAUCUGGUGUACGCCCUGGCGCAGGUGUUCCUGUUUUGCAUUUUCGGCAAUCGACUAAUUGAAGAGAGCUCGUCGGUGAUGGAGGCAGCCUACUCGUGCCACUGGUACGACGGUUCCGAGGAGGCCAAAACUUUCGUGCAAAUCGUUUGCCAACAGUGCCAGAAAGCGAUGACCAUAUCGGGGGCCAAGUUUUUCACCGUAUCGUUGGAUCUGUUCGCAUCGGUUCUGGGAGCUGUCGUCACCUACUUCAUGGUGUUGGUGCAGUUGAAAUAAAUUGGUUUUUAUGGGUAUGAUGGAAGCAAUACGGUACUAUUUUUGAUACUAAUGCAAGCAAACGGCGAUACAUGACAUGACAUCGUUUUUUGUAUAUAGAUUUAAGGAAAAAACUUAUCAGUACAAGACAAAUUAGACUAGAUCCUCCCUCGUAUCAUUACGCAUGGGAAGGCAAAUGAUGUUGAUAUUGAAUAUUUUAGUAAGCAUUUAUAACCUAGCUAAUGUAGACGCUCAAGAUGAAAGCAA